This is a messenger RNA of Porites lobata, 9553 nucleotides long. The record is from the annotation of a GenBank genome assembly. Lineage: Eukaryota; Metazoa; Cnidaria; Anthozoa; Scleractinia; Poritidae.
AUGGCGUACACAGCACCCGGCGGAAAGAAGCGAGUUUGCUACUAUUACGAUGGUAAACGUCACAUUUACUCUUAACAUCACAUAAACUAGCUGAUAAAUAACUUAAGUCGAGUUUUGCGAAGUUUCAAGACUUUUCUUGGCGUUUAAGUUGGCUAAUUUUGUCUUCAUGGUUUUACCAUCUUUUUCGUGUUCCAAACAAAGGUGACAUCGGGAACUACUAUUACGGUCAAGGCCAUCCGAUGAAGCCGCAUCGUAUUCGAAUGACCCACAACUUACUUUUGAACUAUGGCUUGUACAGGAAGAUGGAAAUCUACGUAAGUAUAUAUGCUGGUUCUCUUUAUUUUCUGAGUAGAAAUAAUUUUAAGUUGAUUAGGCUGUCAAAAUUAUUUCUUCCCAGCUAAUUUGCAUACAUUGAAAUGAACAUCUUCACGCUAUUUUUUUCUUCUACUCUUAAAAUUUAGCGCCCUCACAAAGCAAAUAUGGACGAGAUGACUAAAUACCAUUCAGAUGAUUACAUCAAGUUUCUGAAGACCAUAAGGCCUGAUAAUAUGUCUGAGUACACCAAACAAAUGCAAAGAUGUAAGUACGGAAGAAAUUAAAAUAUGACUAGCAUGCGGUUUCCCAUUCAUUCUUCCACUCACUUUUCGAUAAGCAGAACGGAAAUUGUUCCUCCAGGUUUUUUUCAGGGACGAUUUCACGAAAACUGUGUUCAGCUGUACAUGAUAUGCCAUCGUACAUUUAUCUAUGGAAGCUAAAUCAGGGGAAAAGGUGGACACUAUAAUAAUGAGAUAGUCUUCCCAUUUUAAACAUCUCCAUUGCCUUGUAAUGAAUGGCAUAUAUUGAUCUUGUGUGGUCUUUGAUCUUUGGUUACCCAUUUACUGCAAAAUAACGUAAGAGGAAAUUCUGAAUCAAACUAGCUUAAAUGCUGGUUUUAUGUAUAAAUAGAACAGAUUUUACCCACACAAUUUAUCUUGUAGUUCAGUUUAUCUAUGGUUCAAAUUUUAUUUUGUCUUUAUUUUAGGUAUGGCAAUGCAUGAUACAAAAUCAAAUGGACAAAAUUUUAACCAUAGAUAAAACUGAACCGCAAUAUUAACUUUAUGUAUUGGAAUAAAGUAAAAUUAUAACAUCACAAAUAUUAGAAUUUGUGAAAUUAUGGCAUUUGUUGAGACUACCUGAGAGAGAAAGACAGAAAAAAGCCUCCUAGCUGAAAGUUAGGGUAUCAGUGAUUGAUAGUGAGAUAUUGGUACUGCUGUGAUCUGAUGCAUGACCCAGUACAUAUACUUGUACAUUUGACUUGGAUCAAAGUGUUAUGAUCCAGGUUUAUAUAUUGAGAGGCAUUUUUGUAUGGAAUGAUGCUAAUAAGGCACCCAAAACUGGAGGAAAUACUGGUUUUUGGCAGGGAGUUAUUUUUUUCGUGCUCUUUCUAACAGAUCCUAUCAUUUCACAAAUUGUUUUUAUGACAUCAUAACUUCUUUACUUUUUCUAAGAGGUGAGACUAUUUACAGUGUACUCAUCAUCUCUUUUCACUCUAAGUAUUAUGUCAACGACAAAGUGAAGGUAUUUUAUUUUGUCGUUUCCAUUUUCAGCUUCAGAUUUAUUCAGAAAAAAAAUAGUUUUACAGUCAACCGCCCUGUUUGUAGCUAAUCAAGGUGGCCCCGAAUUUAAGAGAUUAAGGGAAGGAAAUAUUUAUUAAAUUCCAAUCGUUUUUAUUACUAUCGUAUAGCUUCAUUUUUACAACUAAUGAAAAUGAAGAUGAAAUUGAUAGAAAGUGGGAAUUAUUAUUUUUCCAGCUUUUUUAAUAUCUUGUGUUGCUGUUUCAGUUAAUGUUGGAGAGGACUGUCCUGUUUUUGAUGGCUUGUUUGAGUUUUGCCAGCUCUCAACGGGUGGCUCUAUAGGUAAGCAGCAGAUUAUGAUUCUGAUCAAUAGCUAAAUAAUUCUGCUGGAGUCUUUCUUGAGGUGUCAAUAAUUUUUGCCCUCUUUUUGUAGCUGGAGCAGUGAAACUCAAUAAACAACAAACAGACGUUGCCAUCAACUGGGCUGGUGGCUUGCAUCAUGCUAAAAAAUCAGAAGCAUCAGGAUUUUGUUAUGUUAAUGACAUUGUUCUGGCUAUUUUGGAGCUCCUCAAGUAAGUAGCUUUGUAUUUACUUUCCUGUCUUUCUCUCUGAAUUUACAUAUAGCCCCUUAAUGGGAAUGGACAAUUUUCUCUCCCCCUAUUGCAUUUCUGUUUUCCAUUUUUGAGUCUCUAAAGUAAGCCAUAGUGACAGAAACAGGAAGCAGAAAGUUUGAGCAGACCACAAUGUUCUUUCAUCCCCAGACAGCACAAACAAAAGAUGGAAAUGAUAAGUUUUUUUUCUCCUGAUAUGAUUCUGUGUCUAUCAUGAAUUUUGCAUGGAGGUAAACCAAAAUGACAGAAAAAAGAAAUGGAAGUGGAGAGGUUUAGCUGAUCAUGCAUAGUGUACAAAUAUUUAUUCUAACAUUUCUACAUGGUCAACUGUCUCAUAAUGAAAAAUGCUAUUACACAGACAUUUCCCUGAAGUGGACUCCUAGAGAUUGUCCCUGCCAUUCUUUAGUCAUUUAUUUUGCUUUCUAUGAGUUGGACAUGUAUCUAAGAUUGCCACUUAAUACUGGUGACAACGGUUUCUCUUUUAGAGACAGCUGACUGUACAGCUGUAUAUGUAACUUAGGAUGUGUAGGUUUGGUUUUUGUAAAAAAAAUACGAGGUCAUAAGAUUAGUGGUUUAAUUAACCUUGCUGUCAGAUCAGAGUUCCAAGAUAAGGUACUUGUUGUAUUGCAUGUUAAUACUGAGUUGUAAUAUUAUUUGUGUAUUCCAAUCAUAUAUUUCAUGACAAAGCUUUUUAUUUCUUUUGUUAGGUACCAUCAACGAGUUUUGUACAUUGAUAUUGACAUUCACCAUGGUGAUGGAGUUGAGGAGGCAUUUUACACCACUGACCGUGUCAUGACAGUUUCAUUCCAUAAAUAUGGGGAAUAUUUCCCUGGUACAGGUGAUCUUAGGGUGAGUGUGUCUGAAGCUAGGGACUUCAAUUCAAAAUUUUGCAGUUUUUUUUUACGUUUUUUACUAGUCUUCUCUUAGCUGAAUAAGGACUUUAUGCACUACACAUCAAUCAAUUUACCAAUAAUUUGUAAAAGAAUGCCUUUGAUGUAGGUGAUUACAUGAACUACUUUGUUGUUUGUUGUUUUAAAGUGUUUUUGCCAUGUGCCUCUCACAUUUUGGUUUUUUAGUGACAUUGUAGUCUACUCAUAAUUAAGUGAAUAAUAAUCUUUUCAAUCCUUCCAUGCGUUUAAAGACAUUGGUGAAAGGAUAAAUAGCCACAUGUUAUGAGUUAACACAUGCAAACAAAGGCUGUUGUAAAUUCUACUGAGAUCACCAAUUCUGCUUCGUUACUUUUGAAAAUACAUAUGAUAUCUGUGAGAAAUUGCAGGAUUAUUAUAACAUUCUACUUCAUUAUUCACAGGAUAUUGGUGCUGGAAAAGGCAAAUAUUAUGCUGUGAACUUUCCCCUGAGAGAUGGAAUUGAUGAUGACUCUUAUGAGCAAAUCUUUAAUCCUGUAAGAAUCAGUUAAAAUGUUUUUGUGACAUUGAAAGAUAAUUUUCCCCUAGAUGUUAAUAAUAAUAUUAUUUAAAUGGCUUUUUUUUUGCAAUGAUGCAGUGGUUAGCUAUGUGUAAAGUUGAAUACCUUCAAGUUUUAAUUCACCUUCCUUCAGUUGGUGUUGUCUAUCAAAGGGUUUGGUAUACUUUGUAACCUAGUUAGCGGAUUGUUAGUGGAUACUGGUCUCUGUGCAUUUACCUCGGUUCCUCCAUUUGAGGAAUUUGUGUUUGCCUUUUAAUUGCUCCCUUGCCAUGCUGUUUCAGGUCAGCACUGCUAUGGCUAUGGUUAUUCUUUCAAUAAUUUACUGUCUGUGAAGAUGGUAGAUACAUGUACUUGUGUAUAACUAGCUUGUGCUGAUGUAUAUUACCUUGUUAUUAUGAAAUGUAUCAAUAAUUUCUACUAUCAACCACUUUGAGCCUUCAGUUCAGGGACAAAUUUUGUUAGCUAAGGCCAAUGUUAUAUUUUUAUUAAUAAUAUCUGCACUUGAUGCUUCUGAGAUUUUGUUCUUUUCAUUGAACCACAAAUAUUAUCAUUUUCUCUCUCAGGUUAUUUCCAAGGUAAUGGAAGUAUACAAACCAAAUGCUGUUGUUCUCCAGUGUGGAGCUGACUCUCUUGCAGGAGACAGACUAGGAUGUUUCAACCUGUCUCUUAAAGGUACAAACUACAUAUUCAUAGAAACAGUUUAUUAUUUUAUUAUAUUUAAUGUGAAACUCAGGAAACUGUGAACUCCAGAAACAUUUCUGGAAUGUAGUUUGACAGGAAAUUCAAUUAACAAUAACUCUUCACGAAAACUAUGUCAAAGUCUUAUCACCAGACAGUUCUCUUUAAAAUGUUGCUCUCCUCUCUGCCACUGUUGCCCCCUCCCCUCCCCACUUCCCACCCCUAAUUGUUAUUAGUUUUUGGGGUUGCUUGGGCCUUCCCUUCCUGGAAGUCAAUAUUGAAGAGCAAGCAAGCAUCAUUUGUAACAUUAAAACUACAAAUAAAUAUCAGUUAAGAUGAAAAGAAAGAACGGGAUUUAAGGGUGCGGAAGAUAGUAGUUAUUCAUGUAAGUUGUGAAAUUAAUUAUUUUUUGACAUUAUGAGACUGUUGGGUUACUUACAACAUGGGAAAUUACUGUGUAGUUAUACUAAAUGACGAAGUUAGCUCAUCUUGAAGCAAGGUUGGUUAUUAAAUGAAGUCUAUUUGGAGUUUAUCGUACUGUGGCUCAAACAGGUUUACUAUUAUUCUUUAAGAAAAAGUUCACUUCUUUUGAGGUGGUGUUCAUGAUUUCCCCAUGAAAAUGUAGUAACAAACUACAAUGAUAUUGAUAUGGCCUGAGUGCAUGGUAUGAACAGUCUUAAGGGGCAACUCUACUUAAUCUUUUAUUCAACUGGUGCACCUUAUGACCAUGUUAAAUCUAAAUUAUUUAUUCAUCCUAGGUCAUGCGCAGUGCGUUAACUUUGUCAAGAAGUUCAAUCUUCCACUGCUUGUUCUUGGAGGUGGUGGGUACACAAUCAGAAAUGUUGCCAGAUGCUGGACAUUUGAAACAGCAGUUGCGCUGGACUCAGAUAUUGCAAAUGGUAUGGUAACACAAAUAAGAUGGAUGUUGUUUAUUUAUAGGGAUUUUGCACUGCUUAUUAAGUCCCAAAGUUUACCUUAUAACAAGACUUGGUGAAAAAACGAUAAGGCACUUGACAAGAGGAAUAUGAGUAUAAAACAGAUUGUCAGUUUGAAUUCAUGACAGAUUGUUAUUUAAAUCUGCUUCUAGAUAUUUCUUAAUGCACCUGCAAAUUCUUUUUUGUUUGUUUGUUUGUUUGUUACACUUACCAUUGCAAUAAGAUAAAAAAAGUAAAUCUUUUCCCUUUUUUGUCAUGGUGAAGACAGAAAUUUAAUAUGUAAAUUAGUUCUAACCUCUUAUUCUAUGGACAAAAUCCUGUGAUGCAGGUACUGUAAUUAUCAGAUGUUUACUGCUAUAAUGUUCUUGAUUUGCUUAUUUUCUCUAAUCUUUUCUUUAGAACUUCCAUACAAUGACUAUUUUGAGUAUUUUGGCCCAGACUUCAAGCUGCACAUUAGUCCAUCUAACAUGGCCAACCAAAACACAAAUGACUAUCUGGAAAAAAUCAAGUAAGAGCUAACAAUACUUUUAUUCCUAAAUUGACUCUUCGUAUUAAUACCUGGUUAAUUGGUAAUAUUUUUGUCUCCUUAAUAAAAAAGACUUUGAGUACAAUAAUAAAGGAAGGUGGUAAAUUUUUAGAUUGGUAAUUGAAUGUGAAAGAUGAAUCCUUUGAGUUUUUCACUCCCAAGACUUUAUUGUUUUGUAGUCUGAAAUGUCAUCCAUGUCUUUGCCCCAUCCCCCAUUGGGUAGCACAUUUGGGGAUAGGGCAAAGAGACAUGAUAUUUCAGACUAUCUUGUGUUGUUUAGUUAUUGAGACAUUGACAUUGUAUUUUAAUCGGGUUUUAUUACUAUUAUCUUAGGCAAAGAUUGUUUGAGAAUCUCCGUAUGUUGCCACAUGCACCAGGAGUUCAGAUGCACCGUAAGUAAACAAUGCCAUGUGUACACUAAACACACUUUUAUUUACUUGUUUACCAGUUAGGUCGUUUGCUCAAUACUGAGCAUUUUAGACUGGUCUACACUUCAAAUGUAUUUACACCUAAUUUCAAUAGUGAGAUAUAAAAAAGACAAAUACAGAUGAGAAGUACCUCAAAUGUCAUAACUUAUUUUGAAUGGUGAACUCCAAAACUACUCUAGCAUCUUAAGUUUCAUCCACUAACCAUCAAUUACACCCUUGCAGAUCGUGUCAUUUUAGUCAAUUUGAAACUACAGCUGUAAUCUGCACGGGGUACAUUCUUGAUAAUUAAUUCGUAUAUUUAGGCCAUUUUUAGCCUUCUUAAAUGUUUGAUGACUCCUUGUUACACUGUGUCAUUUUGUUAGCUAUUCCUGAUGAUGCACCUGCUUUGGAAGAAAGUGAUAAUGAAGAUGAAUACAUGGAACCUGACAAAAGGAUUGGCAGUGAGUACAACACAUAUUGACAAUAAUCAACAGUUGGUUAGCUAAAUUGGUUGGGUGAAAGACUAUGGAGCAGUGGGCUCAGGUUCAAUUCUCAGACAAAAGACAACAAAAAGAAAAUGUAGGCCCCAUUUCAAAGAACUUUCAGUGAUCUGUCUCAUAAAUAAGUGCCCCCUCCUGUUCCCUCUUGUAAUGAGUAUCUGGGAAAGAAACACCUCUGGGAACAUAUUAGAGAGAUGUUGGUAUCCAUUAUCUUGCAAUCUCCUUUCUUUGCCUUUCAAAAUAAAUGGUGGCUACUAGCCUAAGAUAAUCAAUUCCGGUUUCUUUGCCUUUCAAAAUAAAUGGUGACCACUAGGCAAAGAUACCCAGUAGCCUUUUCACUUCUCCCAGAAGGUUGCAGGUUGUUGUGACGUCCUUAAAAUAACAGAGAAAUGAAGAAACCCGCCCCUAGAAUGGCAGGAUUCUUCCAUUCAUAAAAAUAGUCCAAUUAACCACCCCUUUGUUUCCAUAUUUUUCCUUUGCAGUUCGUGAUUCAGACAAACACAUCUCAAAUCCUGAGGAAUACUCUGACUCAGAAGAUGAAGGAGACAACAGAAGAGAUAACCACGUGCCCAAAGAAAGCAGGCGAAAAAAACGGAAAACAACAGCAACACCAGUCGAAAAAAUGGUGACAAAUGGUGUUGAAAAUACUGACGAAACAAAACCACCAAAAAUGGUGAAAGAAUCUAACCCCAGCACCUCCCCCGUGGAGGAGAAAGAAAAAGCCAAGAGCUCAACUGAGGGGACCCCAAACGAGGGUUCACCACAGACUGUAGCUAACGCUACUACAGAGAUGACAACAGAACCUACACCUGAACAGGAGGCUAGCAGAAAAAGGUAACAUACCCGCCUUGCGGUGGUCAUUUUCAGAGUCAAAGUGACUUUUAGGGACUACGUCACGCUUUUUGCUAUCGACAGGUAUUCAAAAAGCUUGCAACUUUUUUCGCAUCGAUUUAAUUCCAAAAAUAAUGGUCCAGUUUUGUUAUUUAAGACUAUGUAAAGGAAUUGAAACUGUUUCGUGUCGUCUGUUGCAACUGAUGGCAAGGAACUUGUCAAGUUUUAAUGUUAUGCCUUCAAAAGUCACCAAGUAAAUUAUUAUGGUUAGUACUUCCUGAUGAAAUUUGUCUGAUAGCUUCCUUAUAAUUGUACCUCUACCGGAGCAUUUUGUGUUUGGGUAAAGCCACUAAGUACUGACUUCAGGGUAGAAUCGAUCCAAAUAUCCUCGUCACAUGACCUUUUCGCGGUUUUUUUUUCAAGAAUCGACAAGUUUGGGAAAAAAUUAAUCCAAAAUUAAGUUUGAAAGUGAUUUGUUGAAAAAAAUAACAUCAUCCAGACGUUUCAUAGUCGUCAUACAAAUAGACCUUUUCGACCUUAUCAAAUUUGGCAAUUUUACUAAUUUUAAUUUUUUUUUUCAACUUUUGAAAAAAUGGACAAAACCUGACUGGAAGGUGUUGGUCGCGAUGUUAUCGUUCGUCCGUCCUGUCCGGAAUUUUACAAAAGGAAUUGUCACAUCUUUCUUUGAUUUUUAAUUCUUGGAACUUUCGUAAGUCGAAGAAACACUUUAUUUGCUUGUUCUCUGUAUUUAGCCCCGAAGCUGCCGAAGAAUCAGUACCAAGUAAAGGAGAAAAAGAAGAACCAAUGGAUGUUCAAGAAUCUGAGACCCCCGCAACCAACGAGUGAGUAUUGGAAUUACAAUAGAUUACCCUUUAUUUCUAGUCUUAUUUCAUUACUGCGUCUUGAGGCAAUAAACUAGUCCAAACAGAAAAUUAAUUAAAUUUUGGCAAGGUUUGUGAAAUAAGAUGUACAUGUAUACGAAAAGAAUAUGUUACCAGCAUAAACAACAAGAAACUUUGACAAAGUGUCCUCUUCUUUAUCGUAGUAGUUAUUCCUGUUCGUUUUUAAAAUGGUAGUUUUCCUUUUUCAAACUUUUCUUCGGAUAGUAGAUCUAGUUUGAAAUUGUGCUAAGCCGAGUUAACUUUGUCAAAAAAAGGGAGAGGUGAACUCAUUUUCUGCGCAACGAGGAGGAGUUGUUCCGGAAAUCUGUAUUUAACUCAACCAGGGUAAAGCCGGGUAAAAUAAAUAAGUAACUGCCUGUUUUUACUUUCUUUUUUAUUUAGUGAUACUUCCUCGAACACAGAGAAGCCGGCUACUGCAAGCUCAGGUGAAUUUUUGCUUUUGUGUUUGCUUGUGUAUUUUCUUAGAAGUAGUCAUCAGAUCGGCUGCACAGCAGAAUUGGGUUUUUAGCGAAAACUCUAGAAAAGAGCUUAUUUCAUUCAGAAUCAUUCUCAAUAUGACCGGCCAAUUCUGACUCUUGGUAAGCUCCCUUAGAGUUUCCAAAAGUCCGGCAAGGCUGGCUCAUCUGUCUUCAACGCUCAAAAAAGUUGUUUGUAAAUUCAGCUCUCUCUUUGUCGUAUUCGCUUGUUUGGGAUCCGAAUGGGGCCCAAAGAUAGCCGAGAUAGCUUCCCGCCAGGCUAAACAAACGACUUUUUUCCAGUCGGCCCACGGCACUUGUUUAUAUCGGAGUUUCAUGGCCCGCGUUUUGUGUUAUAAAGAUGAAGUUUAGCCUGGAAGCAAGCACUUCAUUUGAAAGGCUAACGCGCCGACGCGCCAAUCUUUCGCUGCUUGCUGGCGCGCAAUCUUCGGCGGCUCUCCCGAUAUCCAAGCAAAGGCAAAUUGUAUGUAGGUUGAGCAUGUUCGGCCAUAGAAAACUGCACCUGAAACAAUUUGAUUUUGUUUUCCAGCUAACAGUAAUUCACCUAAGCCCCCAGAGGAAGAAGCGAAAGAAAAGACACCUCGAACAGAAGAAAACCCCGCAGAAGCUGAGAGAGAAGAUGAAGCUAAGAUGGAUCAGUGAUUUAGCGUGCUUCCCGCCCCCUAAACAUACCUCACAACUUAUUUUGUCUUUGUAUGGAUCCGCGAUC